UGCGCAGAGAGCAAGCUUGAAAGUGUACAUGAAUUGAUGUGUCUGUCGGAAGUAGGAUUGAAGUGACAGGACAAGGGUGAGUGGGACUAAAGAGUAGUGUGUGUAUGGUAGCAAGAAUGAAAGAGGUGGGAAGAGUUAUGGAAGGGAGAUCAUAGAGAACGAAUGCGGGUGUUUGAGGGAGAGUGAAUGAGGGAGAGAGAGAGAGAGAGAGAGAAGGGGGAGGUUUCCUAAGUGCUUGUGCAUCAGUGACUGAUAGAGGACAACAUUGCAAGAGAGGUGUUAAGCAUGCAUCCGUCUCUAGUGUUAUCUGAGCGUGCUCAGAUGGGGUAGGAGAUAUGCUGCAUGGUAUGAGGGCACAGUGGGAAAAGCCUGGCAACUCUGUGGAAGCUUUUUAUAGACAUAUGGAGCAGCAAUAAAUCCCAACGACAUAAAUUCUGGACAAAGCCUCAAAAGCCAAGAGAAGACAAGCUACUGAAAUUUUGGUGUGGGUUAGCUCAACUGGAUAUUCGGUACUCUCUUUGUCUGAGGGAGAUGGUUCUUCAUAGCAGUAUCUGUCAGGAUUGCCUCUGAGAGAAGCAAUCUUUGGCUCAUCCUCCCAGGUGUCCAAUUGGAAGUGAUCUUUUUCUGCCAGCUCGAUUGGCAACGUGACUUGUUCUAACCAUUCUUAGUGCACUUUUUGGAUACAUAUUCUUUACAUCAAAUACUGAUGGCUCCUGCACUGAAGGCUUUGUCAUCAACAGAAAACACACUUUAUGGUAUACGUUUUUGAGAAAGUGGAGUUGCAACAGAGGAUGCUUAUGUGGAUGUGGAGAAUCGGUAAAAAGAUUGACAGACGUCCCACAUAAGGAAGCAGACUGACUUUCGGUAUGUCACAAACCUCUCAAAAUAGAAGUUCAAAAGGGUGUUUUAUUUAUUUAUUUGCUAGCUGUCUUAAGAACAAAGCUUCUUUCAUUCCAAAAAUGAUACCAUUUGAUUUCAUUUUAACAUCAUACGGAUAAGAUCAAAGCUUUGCCGAGAACUGUUUGUUUCAGUGCUGAAACUAUUCCAAUUUUCUUGAUGCUCUUUCUUUUUGAAAGUUUUCGUUUUGAAUUUACUGAGAAAUACUAGAUAUUCCUUGACUGAUUUUAAAGUUUCCUAACAUCAGCAAAAAAAAAAAAAAAAAAAAAAAAAACUAUGCUAAGAUGUUUGGAGCAGAGAAUGGGCCUUUCAUUCAGAUAGGGUCAAACAACACUGUGGUGGGCUUCAGACAUGAAGACCAGUGUCCAGUCCCCUCCUGGCUGCCGCUGCUGCUGUCGUCCCUAUGUGAAGGAUGUUUCACGGCACUGUGCUAGGACCACUUGAACCGAGCCAGAGCCCUGACGGGAGAGCAGAGAUCCGCAGGCACAUUAAGAUGGUCAUGGAACAGCUGGAGGAAGUUCUUGCUGAACUCAAGGACGUGGCAAAAGAGCUCCGGGAGGUUGUGGCACAGAUUGACAAGUUAACAUCAGAUAUCGACCUCGACUCAGACGAUGACCUGACACUAGUGUGUUGCAACGAAGACCGUGGUGACCUCUUGCACAAUGAGACAUUAUCCGACAACCACUUACUACACAUCCCUCUGCUAGACACAGUCUGUAACCCAACCACAGCCAAGAAACAAGAGCUCUACCGCAGGAGCUGUGGAGACUUGCCUGCCCUCAAUGGACCAUUAAAGGCCGCAAAAAGCCCUAAAGCGUCCUGGCUCUUUGGAUCUGGAGGACAACUCCAUUACUAUGACAAGACGCUAUAUCACGCGUUGUGCUGUGACGAUGAUGAUUACACCGAAGAUCGAAGUGGAAUGAGAUCAUCAAGGCUGUCGUCCACCGAUUCUCUGUUUUCAUCUUCACCUCCGAGGUUUCUGACGUCCAGAUGUAAUCGUAAAACUUACUCCAGCCUGGACUCGAAGAAAAUAGCUCUCCGUAGCUGCAGUACGCAAACUGUUUCCGAUAAAAGCACACAAACUCACUUCCCAUACAUUCCAGUCAAAAAAAGAGAUUCAAGUGACUACAAGAACUGAAACGUUCUGCAAGCGCCCCUAAUUGAAACAUCUGUCAUUAAUUUAUCACCCUCAUGCUGCUCUGAAACCAUAUGACUUUC
This is a messenger RNA of Carassius carassius (crucian carp), 2115 nucleotides long. Its product is annotated as inhibitory synaptic factor 1-like. NCBI's taxonomy places the organism in Eukaryota, Metazoa, Chordata, Actinopteri, Cypriniformes, Cyprinidae. Bases 1310 to 2035 code for a protein of 241 amino acids. Gene Ontology annotation, biological process: inhibitory postsynaptic potential. The transcript is spliced from 2 exons. Gene Ontology annotation, cellular component: postsynaptic density. The record is from RefSeq and is a predicted model, not a curated record.